This is a messenger RNA of Dimorphilus gyrociliatus, 3167 nucleotides long. NCBI's taxonomy places the organism in Eukaryota, Metazoa, Annelida, Polychaeta, Dinophilidae. The record is from the annotation of a GenBank genome assembly.
GAUAGAUAGAUAGAUAGAUAGAUAGAUAGAUUGAUAGAUAGAUAGAUAUAAAGUAUAAUUAUACAGUAAUGUAUACUGCAUAUGCAUAUAUUUACAGAUUUAUGUAUGUAUGUAUGUAUGGAAUUUUAUAAGAACAAAUGCAAUAAUAAUCGUGAUAAAUAAACAUUUAAUAGAAGCUUUUUUUAUGCAAAAAAAAAUCGUAGUUUGAAUUUAACCGAGUGCUAAUGAUCCUAUUUUUUACAGCAAUGUUCACUAAUAAGUUGGAAGUUUAUGAUUAUAUCGCCCAUAUUGAAUACCAUAGUUAGAUAUUCCUUUAAAAUAUGUAUUACUGUUGUUAUGUUGAGGGUAGUCGUCUCGAAAACGUAUUUACUGACCACAUAAUUUCUCAACACGAACAUAUAGUAUAUAUUUUACGUAACAAAGGGCAGUGAAUAGCUAAUUAUAUUAUUUAUUACGUUAACCUUAUAAUUUAGUAAUUUUAGCUCUCGACAGAGAAAUUUUAAAAAUAAAUUGUAGUUGUUAAAUUUUCGAUCAACACCUGUUGAGGACAAAGAAAAGGGAAAUAUUUUGUCUUUUAUUUACAUUUCUUCUUUUCUUUAGUAGUUCUAGAAUUGGUAUUACAGAUUUGUAACUAGAUGCAGUUGGAAAGUAAAAAAACUAGAUUCAAUUAUAUAUUAGAGCCUUUUGUUAUGGCUUCUAUAUAGCCAUUGAAUAACACAUAAAAGCGUCUAAUCUCUUAGUUUUUGGCAAGCUUAAACACGAUCAUCAACAAUUCUUUCUAAAAAUUAAACACUGACUUUUUUCAGUCAAGAAAAUUAGUUUCCUCUUUUUAAAACGAAAUUAAAGAACCUAUUAAUAUUGGACAAGAGUGGUGUUGCUAUUGACUGCAGAGAGACCAGAGGCGUCUUGAUUGAAAUGUAUACUAAGUAAAAGAUAUAGAAGAAAGAAAAAAAUUCUGUAUAAAAAAAAUCACAUCAGCGAGAUCGCGUUCCUCGUAGUCAACGGCUACGAACGACAACAAACCCAACUGUGAAAGAAUAAAUAGAGACUGAAGCUGUAAUUUUUGAACGUUGGGCAGGUGAGAGAAACGCUAGCGUCUGUUACUGUGGGUUCUCGUCGCUCAUUACGAUCGCCUUUGAUGGCACCAUGAUACGCUUAAUGAGCGACUGACCUCCUACAGAGUACCAAAGCGCUGGCGAACGAGUACAUCACGGCCUAAAGUUAGCAGCGUCUAACCAACGUGUAGACGCUUUCCCCGCUCAUUUCCUGCGCAGAGUGCACGCAUCGCAGCUGUAAAACAAUCGAUAUGUUCGAUAUGUUUUGGUUUUGAGGCAAUCAAUGGUGCCAGCUGACUGUCGUUUAUCAGCUUAAUAACAAUCACAAAACUACAUUCGCCCAACCUCAAAACGCCUCAAUUACUAGCAAUUGGUGCAAACGCACCAUCAGACUGGCGCCAUUAGACGCUUGUUGUCCUGACAACGCUUGUAAACAUUGCCCGUUAAGCUUAUGAAAGUAUGCUGAUUCAGUAGCGGCAGCGGCCAACUUUUAUUGUAGAAUAUUGUUACAUUGCAUGUAUUUAGCUAUAGCGUUGUUUUGUUUAUUGUAUACGUCAAAUAUAGACUUCUAUGUCAUUCUUCUUGGUACAUUCAAUUUUUAAAUUAUCAUUAAAAAGAACAAAGGCAAUAAAACGAUAAUCGCAAAUUUUUAACGGUUAGCGGAAUUCUAAAUAUUAACGCAUAUUCUACUCUAUUUUCUGUAAAUUUUAGAUUAUAAUAAAGCUACAUAAAAACAUGACAUCGCCUUAUUUUAUUAUUGAAAACGUGCGAGAUUAUUAUGAUUAUUCAAGCUAUUGGCAAGCGCCAACAGUCAGUCUAUUGUGCGCGUACAGUUGAACUAUUGCAGUAGCCAUGGCGUUCAAGCGCACCGUCAUUGUGUUUCAACACGGGCGCUCACGCAAAAAUAUAUUACGGAGGGGGGCCCCGUUUUUUCGAAAUGCAAUUAACGUACGGUCGAACAUAGCCAUUCCAUUUUAAAUUCUUUGUCUAUAACACGUGGUGCCAGCGUCGCCGUGCACCGUUUCACUAUUAAACAAAAAGAAAAAAAAAAGCGUCAGACUGCGCGAUGCAUCGUGGCGUGACAGCUGUUACCAAGCCAGCCGUAACAGCAGAAACAGCAGCAGUAACAGCAGAAAAAUCGGUAAACAAUUCAAAAACAACAGUAAUACCGCGACCGGUUUUGAACAGCAGCAAACAUCAGCAAAACAACGUCCAGCCGAAAGGAAAUUGCGAUUUUCAAGGUGGCUACACUCGAAAAUGAAGUAGCGCCGGUUCGGAGCAUAUUGCUCGCGGACAAAUACAACUUCAAGUAUACGCAGCACACAUGCAUACAGAAUUUUAAUAAGGAAAUUCAAGUAGAAUAAGGAAACCGUCCUCGCCGUGACGAAGAGUAGCCAUGCAUGCCGUAUUUUUCCUGAAAGACGCGCACAAAUCGGAUGGUAAUUUUCUUAGCGUUUCGCCUCAAUCCCAAAUCUCUCAUCAUAUUUGUGCAUUGCGUCUCUGGCGAUUGUCGCACCCACUUUUACUAGACGGCAUAGGCGCACCCGUUAUCAGACGCCACAAGGGCCAAAUAGCAAAAGUUGGCCGUCUAGAUAAAGCCAAACUGGUGCACGUAAGCAACGAGAUAGACAUGCAGAGGGCGGGUGGCAACCGUUUAACAGGCGAAGGGUGUGUCCAGUCUAUAAAGACCGUGACGAAGAUUUAGACGGUUUUUAAAGAAGCGAGAUUUUGUAACAGUAAAAUCUUGGUAUUUUUAAAUAUUAUAACGGAACAUAAAUAGGUCGCACCAAGUAGAUUUACACAAAAGGUGGCCUUUCUCGUAGGCGCAGUUACGUUUCAACAUGCCCCGUUCCGGUUACUGCUUGUUCGACGCGCAAACUUUAUAAUCUAGACGCGUUUUUUCCCUGAUAUUCCCUUUAUCAUUAGCACUCGAUUAAAUUCGAUUUGUUAUUACUUGUACAUAGGCUUCAACUUAUUCACCUUAAUAACUAAAUAUAAAUUUAAGCCCAUACAUUUCUAACCUUCAUGUACACAUACAUACUCACAAAUUUGCAUAAAUAUAUAUAUAUACUUAAAUAUAAAUCUAUGUAUCUAUAUUUAUACAUAUAUAUA